AUGUCCGCCUCCUCUAGAAGGAAAAGCAAGGGGCGGCCGGUCCCGGGCGGCGGUGGCGGCUGUUCCCCGCGGGCUGCCGGCGCCGCCGAGGGCGGGCCGCUGGCGCUGCGUGUCGCCGACGCCGUGGAGGCAGGAGAUGACAAAGUUCCAAAAAUGUUGCGAAGAGCCCUUGCCCAGCUGUCGCUGAGCAGCAUGAAGUCUGCAAACGUAUGCAUAGGUCGUCCGGUCUUGCUUACAUCUGCUGGUGGGCGACAGGAGGUCUGUACUGCUUGGCCCACCACAGGCUUUCCAGGUGGGAAAGUUGGGCUGAGUGAAACCACACAGAAGAAUCUGAAAGUAAAUCCAGGUGAUGCCAUCACUGUGCAGCCUGUGACUGGUGCAGUCAUCCAGGCAGAGGAAGUCGACAUAAAGUUGAGGGACAAAGAUGCCACUGUUAAUGCUGAAGAGAUGUCUGUCUGUCUACUGAGAAACCUAGAUGGGAAAAUAGUUUUACCAGGAAACCUCUUGGCUUUCACUUUCUAUGGCAAACUUUGUAACUUUGUGGUGAUGAAAGUGAAAGGAACUGAUGAUGCAGAGCUGACUGCCCAGGGCAGUGCCAUUUCCAGCGAUAUGCAUGAGCCAGACCUUGAAAGAUCUGAUUUGGAGUCAAGUACGUUAGAUUUGUCCUUACAGCUCUGCAAGAUGGACAUUGACGAUAGUCCAGAGGUUGCAUCUACCAGCACACCAAGCAAACCAGUGGGUCCAGGUUCACCAGUUACACCCAGUUCUGCUGUGGCAGCCAGCGGUCAAGACUCCGGUCAGGGAGAUAAAAUCCACAGCAAGGGAGAUGUUGCAGACCACACCGAUGAUUUGGAGUUGACUGGGAAAGGAAGCAGUGAGGGACUCCCACUAACUGGCAAUACUGGAGCAAUAAGCAAUACAGAUGAUUUUUAUUUCAUUUCUUCAAGAACUAGAAUCAAUUUUAUUGAAACGAGGACCGAUGUCACGGAAGAUGGUGAUUGUGAAUCCCGAGUCACCUAUGAUAUGAUAGGAGGUUUAAGCAGCCAACUCAGAACUAUUAGAGAAACAGUUGAACUGCCCUUGAAGCAAGCUGAACUGUUCAAGAGUUACGGAAUCCCUCCUCCUAGAGGAGUGCUAUUAUAUGGCCCUCCAGGUACCGGGAAGACUAUGAUUGCCAAAGCCAUUGCAAAUGAGGUUGGCGCUCACGUUACCGUUAUUAAUGGUCCUGAAAUAAUAAGCAAGUUUUAUGGGGAGUCUGAAUCAAGAUUGCGUAAGAUAUUUGCUGAAGCUUCUCAGCGUCACCCCUCCAUUAUAUUUAUAGAUGAGUUGGAUGCACUCUGUCCAAAGAGAGAAGGGGCUCAGAAUGAAGUCGAAAAGAGAGUUGUUGCUUCAUUGCUGACAUUAAUGGAUGGCAUUGGCUCAGAGGGCAGUGAAGGGCAGCUCUUGGUACUUGGGGCCACUAAUCGUCCUCAUGCACUGGAUGCAGCGCUGCGCAGACCUGGGCGUUUUGAUAAAGAGAUAGAAAUUGGAAUUCCUAAUGCCCAAGACCGUCUGGAUAUACUACAAAAGCUUCUCAAGAAAGUUCCCCAUUCGCUUACAGCAGCAGAGUUGGUGCAACUGGCUGAUAGUGCGCAUGGUUAUGUGGGUGCAGAUUUAGCAGCCUUGUGCAAGGAAGCAGGUUUGUACGCAUUGCGGAGAGCACUGGGGGAAAGACCUAACCUAUUAGACAACGAGGUGGCUGGGUCAGUGAUGAUUGCUUUCAAUGACUUCCUGCAGGGGAUGAAUGAUGUCAGGCCCAGUGCCAUGAGGGAGGUGGCAGUUGAUGUGCCAAAAGUAUCUUGGUCAGACAUAGGAGGACUGGAAGAUGUCAAGCUGAAAUUGAAGCAGGCAGUUGAAUGGCCCCUCAAGCAUCCUGACUCCUUCACCCGAAUGGGGAUUCAGCCUCCAAAAGGUGUGCUGCUUUACGGGCCUCCUGGGUGCUCAAAAACAAUGAUAGCAAAAGCUUUGGCUCAUGAAAGUGGUCUCAACUUCUUGGCAGUGAAGGGACCUGAGCUGAUGAAUAAAUAUGUUGGUGAGUCUGAACGAGCAGUGAGAGAGAUCUUUAGGAAAGCCAGAGCGGUGUCUCCUUCAAUUCUUUUCUUUGAUGAAAUAGAUGCCUUGGCAGUUGAAAGGGGAAACUCUUCAGGUGCUGGAAAUGUAGCAGACCGUGUCUUGGCUCAGUUGUUAACGGAAAUGGAUGGGAUAGAACAGCUGAAGGACGUGACAAUUUUGGCAGCUACAAACAGACCGGACAUGAUAGACAAGGCCUUGCUGAGACCAGGACGAAUAGACAGAAUUAUCUACGUGCCAUUGCCAGAUGCAGCCACUCGCGAGGAGAUCUUCAAACUUCAUUUUCAGUCCAUGCCAGUCAGUGAUGAAGUCUGUUUAACGGAGCUCGUUCAGCACACACAGAAGUACUCAGGAGCAGAGAUAACAGCAGUCUGUAGAGAAGCAGCCCUUCUAGCUCUUCAGGAAGACAUACAUGCCAAAUCCAUCAUGGGACGGCACUUUCGGAUUUCAGAUGCAUGCCAGGUUCCCGCUGAAUGCCAGAAGUAGAGAUCACUACAGAUGGAGCCCCAAGGUCAACAUGGCAGCGGUGGUUCGCUAGUGGUGAUUCAGCAGCCCUCCCUGGACAGCCGGCAGCGGUUGGACUAUGAAAGAGAGAGCCAGCCAACGACUAUCCUGUCGCUGGACCAGAUCAAGGCGAUCAGGGGCAGCAACGAAUACACCGAAGGUCCAUCUGUGGUGAAGAAAUCCGGGCCGCGGACAGCGCCGAGGCAAGAGAAGCAUGAAAGGACUCACGAAAUCAUACCAAUUAAUGUGAAUAAUAAUUACGAACACAGGCCCAGCCACGUGGGGCACGUGGCGCAUCAGCAUAACGCGAGGGCUCCCGUCUUGAGCAGAUCGACCAGCACGGGGAGCGCGGCGAGCUCUGGGAGCAACAGCAGUGCUUCCUCGGAGCAGGGGCUGCUGGGGCGGUCGCCUCCAUCCAGGCCGGGCUCGGGCCACAACAGGGCCGAUCGGACAAUCCGGACGCAGCCCAAGCAGUCGUCUCUGACGGUAGAUGAUCUGAAGAGUCCUUUGAAAGAGGACUUGGCGCAGCACAAGUUUAUCUGCGAACAGUGUGGGAAGUGCAAGUGCGGCGAGUGCACGGCCCCGAGGGCCCUCCCUUCUUGCUUGGCCUGCAACCGGCAGUGCUUGUGCUCUGCGGAGAGCAUGGUGGAGUACGGCACCUGCAUGUGCCUCGUCAAAGGGAUCUUCUACCACUGUUCUAACGACGAUGAAGGGGACUCUUACGCGGAUAAUCCCUGCUCUUGUUCCCAGUCACACUGCUGUUCUAGGUACCUGUGCAUGGGAGCCAUGUCCUUGUUUCUGCCUUGCUUGCUCUGCUACCCUCCCGCAAAAGGAUGCCUAAAGCUCUGCCGAGGCUGUUACGACCGCGUCAAUCGUCCGGGUUGCCGAUGCAAGAACUCCAACACGGUCUAUUGUAAACUGGAGAGCUGCCCCUCCCGGGGUCAGGGCAAGCCCUCAUGAUUUUUGGGGGGAGGUUUACUUCCUCCAACUUCAGUUUUUCAGGUUGUAGCUGAUUUUUUUUUUUUUUUUCCUCCUUUUCUUUUCUUUUCCCUCCCCCAUUUUGAGGGGGGCUGUUCUUCUGCUUUCCUUUCUGUGUCUCCCCAACUUCAAAUACACAAGUUCUUCCCUUAGCAUCUUUACUCUCCCCUUCCUGUUGACUCGGCUGAGUGUGAAGCGUUUUACGUAGUCGUUGCUGCUCUUUGGUAAGUGUGGACCUGGUAUCUGCACCUGCUGCUCACGUUGGCAGGGUCUUUUUUUGAGUUUGUAACUGAACCACUCCUGAAAGAGACAGUGAGGGUUCACUGGGCUCUUGAAGCUUCUUGCUCUGUGAAUAUCUUCCCAAAGAUGUUUUUCGUUCUCAGCAAUUUAUUUUAUUUUUUUUUUUCCUUAACCUCCCCUGGGUACCAAGGAAGAAUAACUUUCUUGAGUGAGUUGGAUUGUGAAAAAACUUUUUGUAUGUGUUUUUUGUGGAGAGGGAUGUAUAAUAAAGGCUUUACCAAAUGAAAGGCCUGACUCUUCUAUAAGCAGCCUGCUUUUUUUUUUUUUUUUUUGCCUUCCCCCCCCCCCCCCCCCCUUUUUGUCUUAACUUUUGGAACAUUCUCAAUCCUGAGAAUUACCCUGCCUCCUUUUUUUACAUUUUCAAUGUAACUUCAGUUUUUGCUACACUAUGUAGAUCUUCACAUUGGAGACAUUAUGGCUGCAACAUACUCAUUUGUUUCUUUUGCUGUCAAAUCUUUGAAGGAUAUUGCUAACUCCACCCUCCUCCUCCUGUUUUUAUAGUCUAUCAGUAUCAGUUGAUAUUAAAGUUGGUGGUGUUCAUAUAUCCAAACAGCCUUCAGGUGUCACUGAGUCACCUAGACGUUCUUGAAUCCUUACAAGUUUCUUGUGAUCCUUUGGUUUAGUGAAUUUAGCUCUGCUCUGUACUUUAUAAUUUUAUUCUGUCCCUGUUUUAUUGCCUUAGCCACAAAUUGUGGUCCUUUUUUGUAUAUUUUAUGUAUAAAACACAAAGUUGAAUGCCAACUAUUUUUAAGACAAAAGUCUGUUAAAACUUUUUUUAUUGUAAAGAAUAUUUAUUAUGUGAAUCUCUAUUAUUUUAUGAUAUUUAUUGCAAAAGACUUUGAAAAUGUACUCAUGUCUGAAUAUAACAAAAUAUCAAUACUUAACGAAAUAAGGAUGACACGAAGAAAGUACAUAUGUUAACUAUAAUGCAGAAAAUAUAUUAAUUAAUGAAAA
Molecule: messenger RNA, 4845 nt
Organism: Grus americana (Whooping crane)
Lineage: Eukaryota; Metazoa; Chordata; Aves; Gruiformes; Gruidae
Gene: AFG2A
Product: AFG2 AAA ATPase homolog A
Exons: 17
Biological process (GO): multicellular organism development; regulation of signal transduction
Cellular component (GO): membrane; cytoplasm
Molecular function (GO): ATP binding; ATP hydrolysis activity
Source: RefSeq, a predicted model, not a curated record